Messenger RNA from Hippopotamus amphibius kiboko, 678 nucleotides. It is a transcript of the gene PGPEP1L, whose product is annotated as pyroglutamyl-peptidase I like. Lineage: Eukaryota; Metazoa; Chordata; Mammalia; Artiodactyla; Hippopotamidae. Bases 1 to 678 code for a protein of 225 amino acids. The record is from RefSeq and is a predicted model, not a curated record. Gene Ontology annotation, cellular component: cytosol. Gene Ontology annotation, molecular function: pyroglutamyl-peptidase activity. The transcript is spliced from 5 exons. Gene Ontology annotation, biological process: proteolysis.
AUGGAUUCGCCGUCCAGCUGCGUGGUGGUGACCGGUUUUGGGCCUUUCCGGCAGCACCUGGUGAAUUCCAGCUGGGAAGCAGUAAAGGAACUGUCCAAGCUGGGCCUGGGGAGUGACAUGGAGGUGGAGCUUCAGAUUCUUCAGCUGCCAGUGGAUUACAGGGAAGUGAAGCAGAGGGUCACCAGAAUCUGGGAAGAUCUUCAACCGCAACUCGUUGUGCACGUGGGCGUAGACCCCGCCGCCAAGGCCAUCUUUCUGGAACAGCGCGGCAAGAACCGGGGUUACCGCGAUGCGGACAUCCGGGGCUUCCGGCCGGAGCACGGCGUGUGCCUUCCGGAUGGCCCGGAAGUGAUCGCUUCAGGGGUCAGCAUGAGGGCGGUCUGCAGGCGCGUGGCCGUCGAGGGCGUGGAGGUGGCCUUUUCUGGAGAUGCGGGCAGGUAUGUCUGUGAUUACACCUACUACCUGUCUUUACACCGUGGAAAUGGGUGCGCGGCGCUCAUCCAUGUCCCUCCACUGUCUCCUUGGCUCCCGGCCAGCCUGCUGGGAAAGGCUCUGCAAGUGAUCAUCCAGGGAAUGCUGGAGGAGACUGAGAAAGCCCGGGCUCAAAGCCUGAUGCCCAGGAAACUCAGCCUUUGCGAUUCCAGCCAGGGGAAACCAACUGGGGGACUUCUCCUUUAG